Molecule: messenger RNA, 1007 nt
Organism: Oppiella nova
Lineage: Eukaryota; Metazoa; Arthropoda; Arachnida; Sarcoptiformes; Oppiidae
Source: the annotation of a GenBank genome assembly
AUUCAUUUCAUUGUCUUUGCAUUCAAUUCAGUCAACAAUUAAUUUAAUAUUUAUUUAGCAUUUCAUUGAACACUGAAUUGAACUGAAAUCACAAAAUGUCAGAAGAGUUGACAAACCAUUUGUUGGGAACCAAUGACGACGACUCGGAUGAAGACAAUGAAGACGUGGACUACAAUCCGGACAAAGAGGUGGUCAGCGACAACAGUUGUUCCGAUUCUGAAGAGGAAGACAAUGCAGACGACGGACGCAAACGAAGCAAACAUAAGGACACGACUGACGAAGAGGUGCCACAGAAAGAGGUGUUGAGUGAAGAGGCGUUCAAACAAAAGGCGGACACUCUUUGGGACCAAUUUUGUGCUGAUUUACCCAAAUCUGAAGACAAGAGCCAAUCAAAUAGUAGUGCAAACAAUGAGACGACGACUGAAAGCGCCGGCGUAUCGACCAAACAGACGAUAACCAGAGUGUAUGACUUCGCCGGACAAGAGGUGAAAGUGACUGAAGAGGUUGAGACCAACUCUUGUAAACCUGCAGUGAAUAGUGAUAAGAGUGUAGACAAUAGUAUUAAAGGCAAUGACAACGGAGUGGCCGUUAAAGGCGUGAAGAGAUCGGGAGGAUUGGGAGGACUCUUAGAUCAGCUCAAGAAACCAAAGAUCAAUACAUUGCAGAAGAGUUUUAUGGAUUGGAAUAACUAUAAGAAGAAUGAAGGCAUUGAAGACGAACUCAAUCAACACAACCGAAGCAAAGACACGUUCAUCGAAAAGCAGGCUUUCCUUCAGAGAUCAGACUUAAGACAAUUUGAAAUCGAGAAACAGAUUCGAGAGAAGGAUAGAUCCCAUCGACAGCUAUCGAAGGAUUGAAUAUAUUUUGAAUGAAUACUAAUUUGUGAACAAUUUAUCUAUUAUUUACUGAUAAUAGCGAUGGAAUCGCUAAUAAUGGUUAACACAGCAACUGAUGACAACUUCAUUAUUUAGUAUUCAUUCAUUUGACGAUAAUUUUUAAUAUCUACU